UUAUCGCAUUCGCAACGAACGGCCACACUCCUCGCCAGAAUUCGUAUUCAUUGCAAUUAAAAUUUCACUUUAAUUCCUACGUGUCUCGACUUAGUUGGCAAUAUGGUCGACAAUUUGGAGCCGCUGGAGCCCAGCCUGCAGAAUCUCAUCGAGCAGGACUCGUUGAAGUGGAUCUUCGUGGGCGGAAAGGGCGGCGUGGGCAAGACGACCUGCAGCUCCAGCUUGGCCGUUCAGCUGUCGAAAGUGCGCGAAUCGGUGCUGAUUAUAUCCACCGAUCCGGCACACAACAUAUCGGAUGCAUUCGACCAAAAGUUCACCAAGGUGCCCACAAAGGUCAAUGGUUUUGACAACCUGUUCGCCAUGGAAAUCGACCCAAACGCUGGACUCAACGAGCUGCCCGAGGAAUACUUUGAGGGCGACAACGAGGCGCUGCGCGUGAGCAAGGGCGUCAUGCAGGAGAUGAUCAACGCCCUGCCCGGCAUCGACGAGGCCAUGAGCUACGCGGAGGUGAUGAAGCUGGUGAAGGGCAUGAACUUCUCGGUGGUGGUGUUCGACACGGCGCCCACGGGGCACACGCUGCGCCUGAUUGCAUUCCCCCAGGUGGUGGAGAAGGGACUCGGCAAGCUGCUGCGACUCAAGAUGAAGGUGGCGCCGCUGCUAUCACAGUUCGUCUCCAUGCUGGGCAUGGCCGAUGUGAACGCGGACACGCUCUCCCAGAAGCUGGACGACAUGCUGCGCGUGAUCAGCCAGGUCAACGAGCAGUUCAAGAAUCCAGAUCAAACCACUUUCGUCUGCGUCUGCAUUGCCGAGUUCUUCUCGCUGUACGAGACAGAACGCCUGGUCCAGGAGCUGACCAAGUGCGGCAUCGACGUCCACAACAUCAUUGUGAACCAGCUGCUGUUCCUGCAGAACUCCCACGACUCGUGCAGCAUGUGUGCCUCCCGCUUCAAGAUCCAGGAGAAGUACCUGGACCAGAUCGCCGACCUGUACGAAGACUUCCACGUGACCAAGCUGCCGCUGCUCGAGAAGGAGGUGCGUGGUCCGGAGAGCAUCCGGGCGUUCUCCGAGAACCUAAUGAAGCCCUACAAGCCGAAGGAGAAGCCCAAGGAGUAGGGUAGCCCGUCCAUCCGUUUGUAAGUUUCUUCCCCUUUAGUUUGUGUGAACAGGAAGUGCGUGAAAUAAAUUUGAGUUGAGGCAGCGAUCCCCGCAGGGAUCGACUCCUACGUAUAAUGUGAA
Drosophila elegans is the source of this 1236-nucleotide messenger RNA. Its product is annotated as ATPase ASNA1 homolog. Gene Ontology annotation, biological process: post-translational protein targeting to endoplasmic reticulum membrane. The transcript has 4 exons. Bases 103 to 1113 code for a protein of 336 amino acids. The record is from RefSeq and is a predicted model, not a curated record. Gene Ontology annotation, cellular component: GET complex. Gene Ontology annotation, molecular function: ATP binding; ATP hydrolysis activity. Lineage: Eukaryota; Metazoa; Arthropoda; Insecta; Diptera; Drosophilidae.